AUGUGGGUGCCAUGGUUGGCGUUCCUUCCUCUGAUGGCAGCAGCGAUGCGUGUCGAUCCAGAACGGAUUGCUGCCCGAUUAAGAAUUGAAGCAGAGACUUCAAAUGAUCUCGACGAUUUACGAAGUGGACGAGGUCGACGGCAACUGCAACCAAAGGAGAUUAGUAUACAGGUGACAGCACCUCUGUUCUCAUCGCGACUUUUCGAAUUCGGUAAGGAUGCCGAAGACAACGAGGUUCCUCAGGCCCUGGAUGUCGGGAAGAAAGUCCAGCUAACCAAUCCAGUCAACUUCUAUGGAGAAGAUUACAACACCCUUUAUGUACUCUCAAAUGGUGCUAUCGGGUUCGAACCAAACGCUCGUGCCUACAAAGCAGGCCUAUUUCCGAGUGGUGCGAGAAUGAUUGCGCCAUUCUGGAAUAGGAAUGAUCUUCGGAAAGGUGGUCAUGUCUACUACCGAGAAGUUACCAAAGGUAGAGUGUUGGAACGAGGCCAGAGCGAAAUCCGGUACCAAUACGACCGGUCUGUCACUGUGAAAUCAGCUGUGAUUGUCACUUGGGAAAAAAUGCAACCGCUUGAAGGCACUUCUGCUCUACCUGAAGAGAACACAAAUACCUUCCAAGCUGCCCUAUUCAUCACGGACAAUGGCACUUACGCGAACUUCAUCUACAGCAACAUAGGCUGGACCCAAGGUGCUGAGGCUGGUUUCAAUCGUGGCGAUAACUCCGAGCACUAUGCUCUGCCGACAUCGGGUACUGGAAACAUCAUGUACUUGGAGGAAUACGGUAAUACAGGAAUACCCGGAGAAUGGAUGUUUGAAUUGGGUGAGAAGCGGGUGAUCCGAUGUAAACAAGGCAUCAAGGGUGAUACAUGCGAUGAAGAGUGUUCAUCAGGGGAAUGGGGUGCCGAUUGUGCAUCAUGUUGUCACUGUGGGGAAGGAACAUGUCACCCGUUGACUGGUGAAUGUCCCAAAGGAUGUGCCGAGUGUUGGUUGGGAACCAAUUGCCAGACAAAAAAAGAAAAUUGUCAUGCCAGACCAUCAGCUCAAUGUGCUCCAAAUGCAAUUUCAUUCACCGACUACGAUCGUUGUGGGGAACCAUUGCAAAGGUGUCAAUGCUUAUCAGGGUUCAAAGGGGACGGCUACAAAACUUGUCAUGGUGAUGGUGUCACGGAAUGCGUCGCUUCGUUCCUUUUCCCAUCUGACUCCCACCAACCUCUGCCGAAGAGUAAAACGUCCAAGGUUUUAUGGCAACUCAAAUCACCAAUGAAAUUGUUUGGAAAGACGUAUGACAAGAUUACGGUGACAACUUCUGGCUUGCUUUCGUUGACGGAUGUGCCAAAAACGUUUGGAGAUAGUCUGGAACAUAUGCAUAUGACUGGAGUGGCACCAUUCUUCGCUCCCAUCGACACGAGUCGGGGAGGGCAUGUCACAGUGGCUGAAGUUACCGACUCGGAUACAUUGACGCGCGUCACACGUAGCAUUCAAGAGAACUACCAGGAGCCUACAUUCCAAGCCAAGAACGUUCUGAUUGUGACGUACAUGAACGUCACCGACGGCAGAGCCCAGAGAGGAAACACCUUCCAAACGUUGCUCAUCGGCGGAACAAACAGCAAACAAGAGAAAAUGACGUUCGCUCAAAUGCUCUACAAGGAUAUGCAAUGGGGUGAAGGGGCUGAGGCAGCAAUCAUGACUAACGACAUCUCAUCGUCUGUCAGUCUACCUGGCUCGGGUACACAGGGCAUCGAACAGCUUACCCAACUCAGCAACGUUGGCCAGCCAGGAGUUUGGCUAUUCAGAAUUGAUGGUCCAACUAUCCAGCCAUGCCCACUGGAUGGACAGCAACCACCAUAUUGCCAAACGAAAACGCGGCCAGCCGAGCGAAUAUUACCGCCAAGACCACCAAGUCAACGUUCGUUCUUUUCCUUCCUAGGCUUUGUUGUUGGUUAA
Haemonchus placei is the source of this 1944-nucleotide messenger RNA. The record is from the annotation of a GenBank genome assembly. NCBI's taxonomy places the organism in Eukaryota, Metazoa, Nematoda, Chromadorea, Rhabditida, Trichostrongylidae.